AUGUCGAAUAACAAGAAGAAAAUGUCCAAGAAUAAGACGAAGAGGCAGACACAGAUAGACCGUGAGGCUGCCGACCGUGCCAAGUAUCGUGAGCUGCGGAGGGAAUCAAGGCGGGCUAAACGUACUGAAAUGGCACCCUUCGCCUUCAAUUAUGAUGCUGACACCUCCAAGAAAUUGCGAAAAGAGCCAAACGCUCUCUCGCGAACAGUAUACACCACGCCCCCCUCUCUCACCACCGGCCUUACUGCGAACUCGUCCACGAGCUUAGCAAUCCCAUCUGGAGCUUUCUCACAAGUUGACACUCACGGUUCAACCCUCCCCUCCCCCUACACCGACACCGCCACUGUAGUUCAAAGUAUCGAAGUAGCCGACGCGGCGAACGAAGACGAGCAGUUGGCUCGACUAGCCACUUUUGUUGAUAUAGCAAAUCACACCGUCGUAAGACGAAGGACUAGCGCGAUGACGGAGUCGCUGGACUCCCGAGUCGGUCGCAAUGCGCGGCACCAUGGGAACACGGAACGACAAGGAGAGCAGGGCUUUGGAAUGGCGCCAAUCCAGGAGGAGGGAGAGGACGACGAGGACGAUGAGGAUAUGAUAAAGGAUGAGGAGAGCAGUGGUGGGGACGAAGCAAUGGGGAGUCUGGAUCCGGGGAGCGACGAUGGAGGGGAUGUAGGUGGUGAGGAGGGCGGGAAUGUGGCCGAAGACUGA
Bacidia gigantensis is the source of this 708-nucleotide messenger RNA. RefSeq lists its product as uncharacterized. NCBI's taxonomy places the organism in Eukaryota, Fungi, Ascomycota, Lecanoromycetes, Lecanorales, Ramalinaceae. The record is from RefSeq and is a predicted model, not a curated record. The transcript is spliced from 3 exons. The coding region runs from base 1 to 708 and encodes 235 amino acids.